AUGCUGUCCCUGAAAACUGGUGAGUUCGAUGUGCUGGUGAUUGGAGGAGGCGCAACGGGUGCCGGUGUCGCUUUGGAUGCACAGACUCGAGGUUUGAAAACAGCAUUAGUGGAACUUGAUGAUUUCUCGAGUGGGACAAGCUCAAGGAGCACAAAACUAAUUCACGGCGGAGUUCGUUACUUACAAGCAGCAAUAUUCGGAUUGGAUCUCGAGCAGUUCAGGAUGGUGAAAGAAGCUUUGUUCGAACGCGCUAACCUCAUACACUGUGCACCCCACCUGUCUUAUCCUCUACCAAUUAUGUUGCCUAUUUACAAAUUGUGGCAGGUACCGUAUUACUGGUUUGGAAUUAAAGCAUAUGAUUUGGUGUCUGGUCGACGAGUCUUAAAAAAAUCUUAUUACAUAAAUAAAACUCAUGCGCUGGAGCUUUUUCCAAUGCUCAGGAAGGAGUCAUUAGUUGGAGCUCUAAUAUAUUACGAUGGGCAGCACAAUGAUGCCCGGAUGAAUAUAUCAAUAAUUCUGUCGGCAAUACGCCAUGGCGCUAAAGCAGUAAAUCACGUGAAAGUGGAUAAACUGCUAAAAGAUUCAACAGGAAAGGUGUGCGGAGCCCACGUCGUUGAUACACUAACAGGUGACCAGUGGAACGUGAAAGCUAAAGUUGUGGUGAAUGCGACAGGUCCAUUUACAGACUCAGUACGUUUGAUGGCCGAUCCGGACACCACUCCGAUAUGUCAGCCUUCUGCUGGAGUUCAUAUUGUGCUGCCCGGUUACUACAGUCCAUCAUCCACGGGGCUUCUCGAUCCUUCCACAAGCGAUGGCCGAGUUAUAUUUUUUCUUCCAUGGCAACGUAUGACAGUAGCGGGAACAACUGAUGCACCAAUGCCAGUUACGUUCCAUCCGUCACCAAGCGAUGUCGAUAUCGAAUUCAUUCUUCGAGAAAUAAGACACUACUUGUCUAGCGAUGUGUGUGUUCGACGAGGCGAUGUAAUGAGUGCCUGGUCAGGCCUAAGACCGCUUGUGAGAGAUCCAAAUAAGAAAGACACAAAGUCUUUGGCGCGCAAUCAUAUAAUCGAAGUUUCGAAAAGUGGAUUAGUGACGAUCGCAGGUGGGAAGUGGACUACAUACCGGCAUAUGGCCGAAGAAACUGUUGACAAAGCAGUAGAAGUGGCAAAUCUAACACCGGCACGGCAGUGCGCCACCGCUGGCCUACUGCUUGAGGGAGCGCACAAUUGGGAUCCACUUUUACACAUUCAGCUUGUGCAAGACUAUGGCUUAGAUGAAGAUGUUGCACGACAUUUAUCCAGUACAUAUGGCGACAAAGCAUUUGCUGUUGCCAGAAUGUCCAAAAUCACUGGAAAAAGGUGGCCUAUUAUUGGAUAUCGAUUACACUCCGAAUUCCCUUAUCUUGAAGCUGAAGUCAAAUACGCGGUGAAAGAGUAUGCCUGUACGGCUGUGGAUGUCAUUGCACGGCGCUUACGUCUAGCAUUUUUAAAUACAUACGCAGCUUAUGAAGUACUCGAUAAGGUCAAAUACGCGGUGAAGGAGUAUGCCUGUACGGCUGUGGAUGUCAUCGCACGGCGCUUACGUCUAGCAUUUUUAAAUACAUACGCAGCUUAUGAAGUACUCGAUAAGGUUGUUGAUAUUAUGGGCGAAGAACUUAAGUGGUCCUCAGCGGAGAAAAAAGUAACAUUUUCAUAA
This is a messenger RNA of Gongylonema pulchrum, 1695 nucleotides long. The record is from the annotation of a GenBank genome assembly. NCBI's taxonomy places the organism in Eukaryota, Metazoa, Nematoda, Chromadorea, Rhabditida, Gongylonematidae.